CUCCCUCCAUUCCACCGUUACCAACCUCUCAUUUAUCGACUGUCCCGUCUUUGUCUCUUCCAUUCUCGUAAUCCUUCACAAGAUUGCACCUCGCACUUCAAAAGCCCCCCCAUCGCGACCCCCUUCUCCUUGAAUGACCCUCCCGGGCCUCCCCCGCGCCGCCAGAAUGGGAGCCAUCUGCCUCUCCGAAAUCCCUUCCCUCAGCCUCCUCUACAAACUGGGCCAGCUCACAGCUCCCACGACAAAGCCCUUCCACGCCCCGAACGCCUCCCACAACGACCGCGUCGGCCUCAUCCGCGCCGACAUCACCCACCUCCGCGUCGGCGCCAUCGUCAACGCCGCCAACAACUCCCUCCUGGGCGGCGGCGGCGUGGACGGCGCCAUCCACCGCGCCGCCGGCCCCGGCCUCCUCGCCGAAUGCCGCACCCUGGGCCGCUGCACCACCGGUUCCGCCAAGAUCACCUCCGCCUACGACCUCCCCUGCGACCGCGUCAUCCACGCCGUCGGCCCCGUCUACGACACCCUGUCCCCCGAACGCGCCCGCGCCGCCCUGGAGGGCUGCUACACGAAGAGCCUCGAGCUCGCCGUCGACAACGGGUGCCGGACCAUUGCGUUCAGUGCCAUCAGCACCGGCGUCUACGGGUACCCUAGCGACGAAGCGGCGCCUGUGGCCGUUGCUGCGGCGAGGAAGUUCCUGGACGGUCCUGACGGGGAUAAGAUGGACAGGAUUGUGUUCUGCACUUUUGAGGUGAAGGAUGUGAAGGCUUACAACAAGACUUUACCGAAAUACUUUCCGCCUGCCGAGGCUGCUGCCGGACCUGACGAGACGACCAAGGCGGAAGAGAAGAAGGAGACCGAACAGGCAAAGGCAGUUGCUGCCGAGCUACCCAGUGUGCCCAAGAGCGAACCCUCCGAGUCUUCAAUACCAUGAGUAGGCACGAGUUUGAUUUUUUU
Sodiomyces alkalinus F11 is the source of this 954-nucleotide messenger RNA. RefSeq names its product macro domain-containing protein. Bases 167 to 931 code for a protein of 254 amino acids. Lineage: Eukaryota; Fungi; Ascomycota; Sordariomycetes; Glomerellales; Plectosphaerellaceae. The transcript is spliced from 2 exons. The record is from RefSeq and is a predicted model, not a curated record.